UGAGACGGAACACGAACAAAAAAAAAACCAACAAACGGUCGCCAAUCUUGCAACAAUGUUAAAAACAACAACCGAGCGGUUUGAAUAAUAAUUAAAUAAUGUUGUUAUUAAUAGCGAUAAAUUUAUUUAGUCUAUGGGAAAGUGGUUACGGUGAAUCGUACGGGAAAUGUUGUAAAAACGGGGAAAUUUUACAAGAAAUUGGAGAUUCUUACAAAUGCGUCCCGGAUUACGUUAAAAGACACGGCGUGUUAGUACCGCGAGUUGACGUCCUUGAAAAUAGUACGGGUAAAUGCGUCGAAUUUAGCACGGAUUUUUACCAGUUUGAAAUAUCCGGGAAAAUUAUAAUAAAAAAGGAACCGAUUAAAGAUGAAAUAUUCCCAAAAUGCUGCCCCGUCGGUUAUAUUUAUAACGAAAAGAAGCAUUCGUGCGAUAAAAAAAAUACCUACGAACAUAAUUUCAUUAAAACUACCCUUAUUACGGUGGGACUUCCACGGUGUCGAUCGAUACUAGAUACGAAAAUGGAUUCUAUCGAAUAUUUCGAAACUGAAGGGGAUUAUUGUAUAGACGAAACUAGUACUGGCUUUAUUAGAAGAGAAUGUAAAAAUAAUACCGAUUUUUGUAAUUAUAUAAAAUGUAUUAAAAAGUGUUGUCCAGAUGGAAAAAGUUACGUAAAUAGUAAUAAAUGUUCGGAUUCUUAUGUAAACGGAAUAGAUUUGGAAUUUUCCGGAAAAAUCGACCAACCCAACGAACCGUUCGGUAUUAUUCACAACACAACUUUUUGCGACGGAAAAUUCUACUUGAUGAACGAAUCCAGGUACAUAUUUAACCUUGAAAAAAACGGAGAAUUCAAAUAUUGGAAAAACACGACGAAUUCGUUCGUAAUAGAAAAACCAACGGAUACAACCGGAUAUUGUAUAGAACACGCCCACAGACAUAACAUGAAUGGAUACUUUUUCUUCAAUUGCAUACCGAACACCCCACCCAAACCUAAAUUCCGAUACACAAAAUGGCCGAAGAUACUUUCCUGCAUCUUCCUAUCACUGACAAUAAUAAUUUACGUCCUACUCAAACAAACCAAGAAAUUAUUCGGAAAAAUUUUAAUCAAUUAUUGCGUUGGUACUUUGUGUUUAUACGCACUUUUGACUUAUACGCAAUUCGAUUUACAACCGAAAGAUAUUUCAUGUCACAUUGUCGGUUAUAUGUUGAUUUUUUUUGCUAGUGUGUCUUAUACAUGGUUGAAUGUUAUGUGUUGGGACAUCUGGUUUACGUUUGGUACUACGAAACAUUCGAUCGGUACGUAUCGACAAAGAAAUGACAUGAAGAAACUGUUGGGUUAUAUGGUAUACGGUUGGGGAACCCCUCUGAUUCUAACUUUGAUUGUAUUCGGCUUCAGUGUUACCGACGUGUUACCAACUUCAUUUAAACCUUACGUUGGCACGACUGCUUGCUUCCUAGUAGCUAUGCGAGGAAAUUACGCUUUGUUAAUUUUUUUGCGGCUUCCGCAUCUUGUGAUCCAGCUAGUGAAUACAUUCCUGUUUAUCAGAACCAUUUUGUAUUGUUUGAGGAUAAAAAAUGAGAUUGAACGUAUCAAUGAUACGAAGAACGAGAAGAAAGUCAAAUUUAAUAAGGAUAAAGAGAAGUUAAAUCUGAUCUUGAAAUUGGCGGUUAUAAUGGGCAUAACCUUCAUAAUGGACACCGUGACUGGUUUCGUCGACAUGAAUAACUUGGGAACUUUUUGGAUGACUGUAGAGAUUGUGAUAGACUCCAUUAAUUGCUUACAAGGUGUCUAUAUAUUCGUCAUAUUUAUUUGCAAGAAAUCAAUUUAUCACGACUUUAUGAAGAAGCUCUAUGUAAUAAAAAGAGACACGUAUCUGAAUAACACCGAUUCUUUUGUAUCUACCACCCACAUCAGUUUGAAACAAAACAAAAAUGAUGAAUACAAAUAAGCUGCCUGUGAUAUUUUUACUAAUUUUUGUAUUUUUUUACUUUGUAGGCAUGGAAAAAUCAUUUUUUGUUGACUGUAAGAUAAUGAUCCAGAAAUUAAGAAAAUACGUUAAUGUUCUUAGUUGUAUCGAAACGGCUUCUUGAUCUACCUGGUACAUUUGACCAAUAAUUGAUGUCUGAGCUUCAAUUGAACCCUGGUGGAACCACUUCUCUUAAUUCAGGUGGUUUAGAGACGUGGUGCAAUGGAAAUGACUAUUAGUGGGUUUUUGCGUUAAUUUAACCCUGUUAGAGGGACAAGAUGAAGGGAUGAAUUCGGGGUCAACCUCACUAGACACCUAUUCAAUAAUUUAAACCUUCCCAGAUGUUUUUUUUUUUUAAAAUUAUAACCUUAUUUAAUAUUUUCACCUUUCCGGACAAUUUUUUAACGAUUUCCAUCUUCUAAACCCUGCCCAGAAAGAUUUUUUUUGAAUAUUAAGUUAUUUAUAGACAUUUCCAAAAAAUUUUAUCUGUUCCAGAUACUUUUUUAAUGGUUGAAAUUUGUUUUGACAGAUUUUCUUUGAUAAUAGGAAGUUUUUAAUAAUCGAUCCUUUCAAAAAUGUUUUUUAGAACCGUUAUGACAUUUUUCUAGUAAGUUUAAUCUCAUUAGACACUUUUCAGAAAUUAAAAUACGUCUUAGACAUUUUGUAAUACUUUUAGCAUGUCUAGAAAGUUUUAUUUUUGAUAAUUUGGAGUUUUGAAAUAGUCUCGACACUUUUUUGAUAAUUCUAUUGUUCCUAGAAGUUUUUCUAAAAAUUUAAAGCAGUUUUGUGACAAAUCCAAUUAUCCUAGACGCUUUUUUAAUAAUUGAAAUUAUCCCAGACACUUUUCUCAUAGUUUAGAACCUUCCUAGACAGUUUUUUGACAAUUGCAACGUUUCUAGAAGUUUUUUAAAUAAUUUGAAACCAUGUACACAUUUUCUCAUAAUUGCAAUCCUCCCAGUGUUUUUUACAGCAUAAAAACCUUCCCAGUGAAUUUUUUAAUCAUUUAAAUCAUCCCAGACACUUUGUUUAUAGUUUAGAACCUUCCUAGGCAAUUUUUUGACCAUCGUAACGAUUCUAGAUGUUUUUUUAUUAAUUUAAAACUAUACAGGCACAUUUUUUCUUAAUUGCAAUCCUCCCAGUGAUUUUUUUACAGCAUAAAAACCUUCCCAGUGGAUUUUUUAAUAAUUUAAAUCAUCCCAGACACUUUUCUCAUAGUUUAGAACCUUCCUAGACAGUUUUUUGACAAUUGUAACAAUUCUAGACAUUUUUUUUAAUAAUUUAAAACUAUCCAGACACAUUUUUUCAUAAUUGCAAUCCUCCCAGUACUUUUUUACAGCAUAAAAACCUUCCCAGUGAAUUUUUUAAUCAUUUAAAUCAUCCCAGACACUUUUUUUUAUAGUUUAGAACCUUCCUAGACAGUUUAUUGACAAUUGCAACGUUUCUAGACGUUUUUUAAAUAAUUUGAAAUCAUCUAGACACAUUUUCUCAUAAUUGCAAUCCUCCCAGUAAUUUUUUACAACAUAAAAACCUUCCCAGUGGAUUUUUUAAUAAUUUAAAUCAUCCCAGACACUUUUCUCAUAGUUUAGAACCUUCCUAGACAGUUUUUUGACAAUUGUAACAAUUCUAGACAUUUUUUUUAAUAAUUUAAAACUAUCCAGACACAUUUUUUCAUAAUUGCAAUCCUCCCAGUACUUUUUUACAGCAUAAAAACCUUCCCAGUGAAUUUUUUAAUCAUUUAAAUCAUCCCAGACACUUUUUUUUAUAGUUUAGAACCUUCCUAGACAGUUUAUUGACAAUUGCAACGUUUCUAGACGUUUUUUAAAUAAUUUGAAAUCAUCUAGACACAUUUUCUCAUAAUUGCAAUCCUCCCAGUAAUUUUUUACAACAUAAAAACCUUCCCAGUGGAUUUUUUAAUCAUUUAAAUCAUCCCAGACACUUUUUUAUAGUUUAGAACUUUCCUAGUCAGUUUUUUGACAAUUGUAACGUUUAUAGACGUUUUUUUAAUAAUUUAAAACUAUCCAGACACAUUAUUUUUAGUUUAGAACCUUCCUAGACACUUUUUAAUCCUUCUAACUUGUCUAAACAACUUGAUUUUUGAUGAUUUUAAUUUUUUAUCCUGUUUAGACAGUUUUUUGACAAUUGCAAUAUUCCUAGACGCUUUUCCCAUAUUUGAAAUUUAUUCAGAUACUUUUUUCUAUAAUUGCAAUUUUCUUCAUGACUUUUUAACACUUUUUAACAAUUAAAACCCUUCUAGACACUUUUUUCGUAAUUCAAAUCUUCCCAGACAUUUUGUUUCCAUAAUUUUAAUCUUCCUAGGCUCUUUUAAUCAUUAGAAUUUAUAUAGAAAGGUUUUUUGAAAUAAUUUGAAUUUUCGUAUUCAUCAAAACAACUUUUUGUCAAUUGCAAUUUUUUAGACGUUUUCAUAAUAAUUUUAACGUAAUCGGAAUUUUUUUAUAUUACAUUAAAACCUUCUUAGGAUUUUUCAUUUGAUUGAAUUCAUCACACGCACUUUUUUGAUAAUUCAAACACUUACCCAAUACAUUAAAUUCUCCUAGACACUUUUUUAUCAAAUUAAAACUUUUCUUAGCAAUUAUUCUAAUCAAAAACAUUCCUAAAAAUGACAUUUCCAACGCCGUGUUCGUAGACCGUAUUGUUAACAACAGUUUUGAGGUUAUAUAUAUAAAAAAGUGUGAAGUGGGAAUUUGGUAGGGGCGACUGGAGCAAACUAAAUACAUAUAUAUGAUAUAGACAUCAAUUAGAUAAAAAAUGGCUUGUUCAAGACGUAUUGUUUCAUUUUCCUUUAAUCCACCAACAGUUUUUCCAUUCAUUAUUAUUUUUAUAUAAAUAUUUUCACGUAAAUAUCGAUAUUUGUCUAUGAUUUACAUUUAUUAUUUUGACAUUUGGUCCAAAGUGUAACUAAAAUCAUCACUCGCAUAACGUUGACGUUAGUGCGUCAGUGCUGCCAACUCUUCGUCUUUUUAUGUAGAUCUACGUUUUUUACGCAAAUUACGAAUUGCUAAUUAAAAUUAUUCGUCUACAAGAAGUGUGUUUUCUUUAUUUAUUUAAACACAAUUUGUAUCAAACUUAAUCUAAUAAAUUGAUUUAAUAAAAAAAAAUGUAUUGUCCAAUGAUAAAUAGUAUAAGAAAUAAAUUGUAUAGCAAAA
This is a messenger RNA of Diorhabda carinulata, 5128 nucleotides long. Its product is annotated as probable G-protein coupled receptor Mth-like 6. Gene Ontology annotation, biological process: G protein-coupled receptor signaling pathway; cell surface receptor signaling pathway. The coding region runs from base 99 to 1946 and encodes 615 amino acids. Gene Ontology annotation, cellular component: membrane. NCBI's taxonomy places the organism in Eukaryota, Metazoa, Arthropoda, Insecta, Coleoptera, Chrysomelidae. Gene Ontology annotation, molecular function: G protein-coupled receptor activity. The transcript is spliced from 7 exons. The record is from RefSeq and is a predicted model, not a curated record.